UGGGCCUUGGCCCCAGCGCGGCCCGGGGCGCGGCCACUCCCCCGGGCGGGAGGGGAGCGCGGGCGCCCCGGACAGAGUGGCCAGCCCCCCUGUCAGUCUUCCCCGGCCCCGGAGUGUAAGAGGAGAAGCGGGAAGGUGGGCCCCAGCCCGGGGAGGGCGUGCAGGAACUUCCUGCCCUGCGCUGGCUCCCCUGCACCAGGCCCGGAGGGAGGAGGCGGGAGGGAGGCGCGCGUCAAGGUCAGCCCGGACCGGGGGCGGCCUGCCGAGGGGCGGGAGACCCUCCGGGGGGCUGGGCUGCCUCCUCCGAGCGCUCGGCCAUAUUGGAGAGCCGCGGCAGAGCCAUCUUUGUCCCAGAAGUCCUCUCCCGAGUUCCAGGCGCGCCCCAGGGCCCGGGCCGGAGGCGCCCCGGCCGCCCACGCGCGCGCUCCAGCUUUCAGCCCGGACACCCCUCUUUCCGCUCGCGGGGGGCUGUGCGCCUCCGGACCGGCCUCAGCCCGGCUCUGGACACUGGUUCCCGCCGCUCGUGGCGGGGAGCAGGCCUGUGGGUCCAGCAGGACUUGUUGCAGGCGGAGAACUUGGGAGGCGCUGGAGAGGGGAGCCUCUCCGGGCAGCAUUUGGGGACCCCUUCCCCGCUCCCACCCCACGUCUAGGGGAAGCGCUUCAAUCUUGCAGGCGAGGCUCGCGGCCUCCCCACCCGGAGUCCACGCUGGAGAUCCUCCAGACCCUGGAGAAGAGCCACGUGGGGGGCUGGUUCCCCUGGGGUUUCCUGCCGGCCCCCGACGGCCUGGUCCUCUGGAGCGUGCCCGACGCGUGCGAGGACGUGGACCUGGACGUGCUGGUGGACGCGCUGAGGCCCGUGGGCACCUUCAGGAAGGUCGGCAAGGUGUUCCGGCGCGAGGGGGAGGGCGCCACGGUGGGCAUGCUGCAGGCCGGCGAGGACGUGGACUGCCGGCUCAUCCCGCGCGCCGUGCGCGUGGCGGGCGGCGUGUGGCGGGUCCUCGCCAAGCCCGCCACCCGGGAGGCGGAGUUCCGCGAGCGCCUGGCCCAGUUCCUGGCGGAGGAGGGCCGCACCCUGGACGACCUGGCCCGCCUCCUGGAGAAGGGCGCCCCGCCCCCGCCCCGGCGCCCCCCGAAGCCCCCGGAGCCGCCCCGAGCGCGGAGGGCGGGGAGGGUCCCGCGGAUGGCGCCGCCGCCGCCGCCCCGGCUGGUCGUGGGCACCUACGACAGCAGCAACGCCAGCGACAGCAGCGAGGGCAGCGAGUUCGAGGCCUCGGCCUCCCCGAAGCCGGGCGGGGCGGGCCGCGGGGGCCCCGCGCGCGGCAGGAGGGCGCGCAGGAUGCCGGUCAGCUACCUGGGCAGCAAGUUCCUGGGCAGCGACCUGGACAGCGAGGACGAUGAGGAGCUGGUGGCGGCCUUCCUCCGGCAAGGGGACCAGCCGCCCCCGGGCGCCCGGGCCCGCCGCCCCCGCGGAAACCCUCUGGUGCCCGGGUUCGAGGACGGCCCGGGGCGGCGGCCGGCCAGAGGGGACCGGUGGCGGGAGCUGAAGCGCAGAGUGCGGGGCUGGGCGCCCGGGUCCGGCCCUGCAGCGGGGGAGGCCCCACGGGCCUCCGUCAGGGUGGGGAGGGAUGAGGGGCCCUGCAGCGCCAGGCCGGGGGAGCCCGUGGGGAGCGCAGAGGGGGGGCCUGUGCCUGAGGCCCCCCCACGGCGGCGGCGAUGGAGGCCCAAGAUUAAGUGGGCCUCCUUCAGGCUGCGCAGGAGGGAGGAAGCGGCAUCCGGGGCUCAGGGGGCGGAGGCUGCAGGUGAUCAGAGGGCGGAGGCUGCAGGUGAUCAGGGGGCGGAGGCUGUGGGUGAUCAGAGGGUGGAGGUUGCAUCUGAUCAGAGGGCGGAGGCUGUGGGUGAUCAGGGGGCGGAGGCUGCAGGUGAUCAGGGGGCGGAGGCUGUGGGUGAUCAGAGGGUGGAGGUUGCAUCUGAUCAGAGGGCGGAGGCUGUGGGUGAUCAGGGGGCGGAGGCUGCGGGUGAUCAGAGGGUGGAGGUUGCAUCUGAUCAGAGGGCGGAGGCUCCGGGUGAUCAGAGGGCGGAGGCUGUGGGUGAUCAGGGGGCGGAGGCUGCGGGUGAUCAGAGGGCGGAGGCUGCGGGUGAUCAGAGGGCGGAGGCUGUGGGUGAUCAGGGGGCGGAGGCCCCAGUUGUCCAGGGAGCAGAGGCCGCAUCUGAUGGGGCCCAGGCCAGAGCUGGCCAGAGGGCAGAAGCUUCCGCUGAAGCCGCCGCCUUCGCUGCCCCAGGGGCCCCCGGGGCCCAGAAACAGGUCCAGACAGUGAGGUUCCAGACGCCGGGGCGCUUUGCGUGGUUUCGGAAGCGCCCGAGAGCCUUCUGGCACACGGCCCGGCUGCCACCCCUGCCCAAGGGCGCCUCCAGGGCCGGCGAGGCCGGGGGCCUCCGGGUGCUGAGGGCCGAGGCCGGAGCGGAAGCGGAGCCGGAGGAGCAAGAGGACCCGCUGUGAGGUGCUUGGAGCCAGAGCCCCUCCCGGCCCCUCAGGGCGCCCCUCCCCGCCCUGGGACGUGAAAAUGGAGGCGGAGCGCGGGCUACAGCACCCUCACAUCUCCACCCAACACCCCUGUUCUUUUCCUGUUAAAACGUUAUCUUUCAUGCAUUGAUUAAAACAA
Pipistrellus kuhlii (Kuhl's pipistrelle) is the source of this 2660-nucleotide messenger RNA. It is a transcript of the gene CCDC8, whose product is annotated as coiled-coil domain containing 8. Gene Ontology annotation, biological process: regulation of mitotic nuclear division; microtubule cytoskeleton organization. The coding region runs from base 920 to 2497 and encodes 525 amino acids. The transcript has a single exon. The record is from RefSeq and is a predicted model, not a curated record. NCBI's taxonomy places the organism in Eukaryota, Metazoa, Chordata, Mammalia, Chiroptera, Vespertilionidae. Gene Ontology annotation, cellular component: 3M complex.